Messenger RNA from Metarhizium album ARSEF 1941, 915 nucleotides. Its product is annotated as ubiquitin-conjugating enzyme. Bases 1 to 915 code for a protein of 304 amino acids. Lineage: Eukaryota; Fungi; Ascomycota; Sordariomycetes; Hypocreales; Clavicipitaceae. The transcript is spliced from 2 exons. The record is from RefSeq and is a predicted model, not a curated record.
AUGGUUAGUAUCACCACGGACCGAAACUGCGUGUUAGUCGUGGCAACGAGACGAAUUAAUGAUUUGGAUGCAGGACCGUACGCGCCGGCCGUUCUACGGUUCCAGAUCUCCUUUCCAGACACAUACCCGAAACUUGCGCCCCUGAUUCUAUUCUCGACCGACAUAUUCCACCCGCUAAUUACCCCUCUCACGACAUACAUGUACACAAAGGAUGCUCCAGAUAAGGGCUCUGGCAAUGCCACCAAACAGGAACGACUACCGCCUGGCGCAUUCAGCUUGAGGCAUGGCUUCCCAGAGUGGUUUGGCCGUGGGAACAGUGGUGAGUCUGGGAGAAGGCUGGCGAGCGGCGAAAGACGUCUUAACUCGGGGUCUGACGGGACCGGCGCACCGCCCGAGGAUGGUGUCGUAUCGCCGCUGCCAUCCCACGCAAGCGCUUCAGACGACUGCAGCCAGACCUGCAAACCAAACAUGUCUACCUACAGUAUUUUGAAGUAUAUUCGCAGCACGUUUGAUACCCCGGAAGUCCUCGACAUGGUCUCUCUAGAAGCUUCUGGAAAUCCUGGAGCAUGGCAUGCGUGGCGCGCGCAUAGACGGAAACAUGGCCAACUCGCGGAGCAGAAGCUCGGCAGUGGCCACAGUUUCGACGCCGGUAGUGUCCAAAAUAGCUCUCCUAAAAAGACAGAUGACCCAGCUCCAUCACCCACGACAGCUACGGGGCGGCAGCCUGGUCAGUGGAAUUGGGAUGGGGUGUGGGAGGACAGAGUGCAAAAGGGAGUUGCGGCCAGUCUUUCUGAACCCCUGUUGUACGGAGGAUUAGGCGUGCCUGAUGAGAUGAUUCACUUUCUCGCAAUGGAAGAGACGGAUGUGGAGUCUGUGAAGGAUAAUAUUCGUCGUACGCUCGGCAGUGCUACAUGA